AUGGCCCCGCUGGGCGAGCUGGGCGCCUUCCUGGGCGGCCUCGAGGGCCACGGGCCGCCCGUGCUGGGCGCGCACUUCCUGCUGCCGCCGCCCGGCGAGCGCGCGCCCGCGGAGCGCGCGCCCGCGCCCGCGGAGCUGGCGCACCUGCAGGGCGUGCUGCGCCGGCGGCAGCUCUACUGCCGCACCGGCUUCCACCUGCAGAUCCUGCCCGGCGGCAGCGUGCGCGGCACCCGCCACGACCACAGCCCCUUCGGYAUCCUGGAGUUCAUCAGUGUGGCGGUGGGACUGGUCAGCAUUAGAGGUGUGGACAGCGGCCUUUACCUUGGAAUGAACGAGAAGGGAGAGCUCUAUGGAUCCGAGAAGCUAACUCCCGAAUGCAUCUUCAGGGAACAGUUUGAGGAAAACUGGUACAACACUUACUCCUCCAACGUGUACAAACACGGGGAUUCAGGGCGGCGAUACUUCGUAGCACUUAACAAAGACGGUACCCCCCGAGACGGGGCGAGGUCCAAAAGACACCAGAAGUUCACGCACUUCCUCCCGAGGCCCGUGGAUCCCGAAAGAGUUCCAGAACUGUACAAGGAUGUGUUGGGAUACAGCUGAGGAGGAGCAGAAGCUCAAGGAAGAGCCAUCCUGGAGACAUUCAAGGUUACUGCUUUGUCUGACAACACCAGCCAUGAGGGAGAGCUGGCAGAGUUCUGCAGUCCUGGAUUUGAAGAAGCUGCUUAGUGACAGCCCCACCUCUAAUUCCUGGCGUUGGGAUUUAGGAGAYGAAUCCUUAGAGAGGAUCAGCCUCACGUGGGUGUGCGGAACUGUGUGGUAGCCAGGAGCUGAUGAGAAGCUGGAGCGUGACUUUUUUUAAAUACCAAACUCCUGCUUGUUUGGUCUGGAUUACCUACUGUCCUUAGCAAAGAACUACCUACAGUAUCUGGAUCAGAGAAUAGCUGGAAGAAAUAGCAAAAAGUGAACUGUAAAAUAGCGAUAAACCUGGGAACUGUAUAUGAAGUUGAAGUGGCUCCACUUCUGUGAUGGACYUUAGAUGUCAAUGUAUCACAAUCAGAGCUGGAACUUUUCUUCAUAGGAUGGACCUAUUUAUACAUCUCCAGAUAGCAUAUAUUUAUUUUAUAUAUUUAUUUAUUGAAGAGUUUAUUUUUUACUGGGAUAUGAAGAGAAUACAAGCCCCAAACCCAAUGAGAAAUCAUUUAUGGUGCUGAUCUUUAGUACUGUCUGAAUAGUGUCAUGGUGCAGAAAUGACAUUACAUUGCAAUGGAUCCAAAACCUGGAUAUUCRUUCAGAUCUCAUUGUUUAUCAGUUAUAGAUCAAGUUAUAUUUUGUGCACAUACCAAUUGUCUCAUGUCUCCUUGUUUUGGAGUGAACAGUGGUUAUUUUUGACCUAGGAAAGUGCCUUACAGAUCUGUACCAAAUUCAUAUGCACAUUUGAAAAGGGAA
Messenger RNA from Nothoprocta perdicaria, 1449 nucleotides. It is a transcript of the gene FGF20, whose product is annotated as fibroblast growth factor 20. The coding region runs from base 1 to 603 and encodes 200 amino acids. The record is from RefSeq and is a predicted model, not a curated record. The transcript has 3 exons. Gene Ontology annotation, biological process: fibroblast growth factor receptor signaling pathway; positive regulation of protein phosphorylation; animal organ morphogenesis. Gene Ontology annotation, cellular component: cytoplasm. Gene Ontology annotation, molecular function: fibroblast growth factor receptor binding; growth factor activity. NCBI's taxonomy places the organism in Eukaryota, Metazoa, Chordata, Aves, Tinamiformes, Tinamidae.